Molecule: messenger RNA, 519 nt
Organism: Nipponia nippon (crested ibis)
Lineage: Eukaryota; Metazoa; Chordata; Aves; Pelecaniformes; Threskiornithidae
Source: RefSeq, a predicted model, not a curated record
AUGCCGCUUGGCGGCUGGGCGUGUGAUGCCCCUGCAGACCCUGAGCUGACGGGAGAGGCUUCGCGUGGCCGUCCCCGGGCGCUCGCCCAGCGCCGCAAAAACACGUGCAUGGUCGGCAAGGGAAAAAAUCAGGCUGACGCUGCAGCUGGCGAGCGACCGGCCCAGGCAGGUCCGGGCAAACGGCGCAGUGCCCGCGGCCAGGUGGGCGGCCCCACGGCUCCUCCUCGGCAGGGAGGCGCGGGAGAAGGGAACCCCGCGGAGGGAUGCCCCAGCUCAGCAUCCUCUGCCGAGGCCAGGUCCCCGGCCGGGGGCAGGACAGAGCUGGCCAGCGCUACAUGGAGCUGCCACGAGAGCUCGGGCGAGGAAGCAGCUCCAGGGUGCUCCGGCCCGACCAGGGGGCUGCCCCGGGGGAGACCCCGCGCCCCGAGCCCGGGCAGGGGGACGCCGAGCCCGUCUCGCCUCUCCCUGGCGCGGAGGGAGCGGUCUGCGUUUGGGGGGGAGAGGUGCGUUCCAGCCUGA